Scylla paramamosain (green mud crab) is the source of this 2552-nucleotide messenger RNA. RefSeq names its product gastrula zinc finger protein XlCGF8.2DB-like. Lineage: Eukaryota; Metazoa; Arthropoda; Malacostraca; Decapoda; Portunidae. The transcript is spliced from 3 exons. Gene Ontology annotation, biological process: regulation of transcription by RNA polymerase II. The record is from RefSeq and is a predicted model, not a curated record. Gene Ontology annotation, molecular function: DNA-binding transcription factor activity, RNA polymerase II-specific; RNA polymerase II cis-regulatory region sequence-specific DNA binding. Bases 725 to 1531 code for a protein of 268 amino acids.
GGCAGAGUAUCUGUGUAGUCGAUAAGUUGUAGGAAAGACAAGAAACUGGCUGAUUUGCACUCGAGGCGUCAGGGUGAGCGACGGUCGGUCGAUGAGGACUUGCAGGACAGGCCCCGGCGGCCGCUGACCCUCGGUUGCUUACCACAUUGCUCCUCUUAUCAUCACUUGCAAUGCGUGAAGGGUCUAUACGUGUGCGAGGGUGCAUGUUAGGGACGAAUGACUACUAGGGAUUUCAGGUAUCGGGAAUUAUUGAGUGACAGAUCGUCUUCUUGCCAGGGUAAUUACAGCGGUAUGAUGGUUUUGCUUUGCCAGCCUGGCCAGGAGAGCCGGUCAUCCCCAGCAGACAGAGUGGAUGUAAGCUGGAAACACAGCACCACACCAGUCCAUCCAUGCAGGGACUCUCAUCUGCCUUUCUACAAUUGUGCUGGACUGAGACACUUUUUCAAGACAGAAGAGAAGGUGAUGCUUCAGACAAGGUCAUCAAGAAAUUCACUUGGAAAUCCCAGAACACACCUAUCAGUAAUCUGUGUGAGUUGCCAAGAGGCCUUCAGGGAUUAUCAGGAAAUGGUUUAUCUAGAUAGAAAUAGUGAAUGUGUAUGGAUCAACAAAUGAUGGCAUUUGGGAAUAUCUUGUGCAAAUAAUAGAACACCAGCUGCUGUGUUUCUCAAGACAAUGAGUUUGCAUGUGUAAUCUGUGUUAGGUAUUACCACAUUCAGUUUUCACAAUGAUGGAAGAGCAGUGCCCUAAUUUUGUGUGUGCAGACUGUGGGGAGUUGUUGGAUAGCAAAAACAGCCUCAUUGAACACACCCUUGCUCACAAAGGGCUCAAGACUUACCACUGUGAGGAAUGUGGCAAAUUGUUUUCUCAGGAAUUAAGUUUCUCACAGCACACACACCUCCAGGCCACACAGAACUUCAAGUGUAGUGACUGUGGGCAGUCCUUCCCCCAGAAAGGAGACCUCAACACACACACUCUCAGUCAUUCAGACAAAAAGUUUCAGUGCAAAGACUGUGGCAAGUGUUUCUCAAAAAAAUUCAACCUCACACAGCAUUCUCUCACUCAUUCCGGCAUUAAACGGUUCAAGUGUGAGGAAUGUGGGAAACUGUUCACCCACAAGAGCAACCUCACCCAGCACUACAACAUUCACACCGGCAUCAAGAACUUCAAGUGUGAGCAGUGUGGCAAGGAGUUUGCCCACAAGAGUAACCUAACCCAGCAUUUACUCCUCCACACUGGGAUUAAAAACUUUAAAUGUGAGGAGUGUGGUAAAUUUUUCACUCACAAGAGCCACCUGACCCAACACUCCCUGAUCCAUGCCUGCAUCAAGGACUACCACUGUGAGGAGUGUGGCAAAAUGUUCACCCACAAGAGUAACCUCACCCAGCACAGCCUCAUACACUCGGGAGUGAAGAGGUUUGAGUGUGAAGAGUGCAAGAAACUGUUCACCCACAAGAGCAACCUCAUCAAACACAAGCUCAUCCACACUAACCAGAAGAAGCCAAAGCAUGAGAUGGAGGAAGGUGCUAACUAAACUUCCACUACUUGCUGUCUGUCUGGCCUCAGCUUAAUACUUGGCUUGUAUGGAUGAACACUAGACAGGCUCCACUCCUGUUCACUGAACAUUUUUGGCAGUGCUUGUCCUCCUACUACAUUCUUACCCAAGAUCAAGAGUACAAGUGCUACAGCCUUAAUUUUCAUGUCAUCAGUUCACAACACAUCUAACUCUCCACACUCCAGCAUGUGUGUCUGUCUGUACACUAGACAACGUCUCAUGCCGAGCGUGGCAUUCCUUCUUCCACUGCAGAUUUGUGUCCCUCAGCCCAUCCUGCCUUCCUGGAUGUCCAAACAAGCAGUGUGAUAAUAUAAAAAGCUUUUAAGAGGCAGUGGGCAAAAAAUACAUGGUGCUCCCAAACCAGAAAAUCAAUGCUACUAUCAAGGUUCCUCAGCGCACAGCAGGUGUUCAGCUACUCAUAAUUAAGGUUUUCCCAAGUGACCUCAGUUCCAGAAAGCAAAACACAGUUGAGUGUUAAGUCAUUUAUGUUCUUAGGAUAGAAGGCUUGGAGACAUGGUGAAUGAACAGGAACACAGAGGAAAUUUAAUGUGAUGAUUUGGGUUGGAAAGCAGAUGUCAGUUGUGACUGAGUGAACUAAUGAACUGCCUUCAUGGAGUGUAUAUACAGUGCUACUUACAGUAUCAUUAAACCAAGUGAAAAGUGUACUGGUGAUGCGGCACAUGUGGACAUGAGUGGUAUAUGGCUGGCCAGUGGUGGGGACAGCAUAUGGCCUGAUGUGCAAGUGAAGCAAGUGGCAUGCCCUCUUGGUGUGGUAUUGGCACUGGCCCUCCACUGGUGGUGAUACAAAGUGAUGUUGGUUGCAUGCACAAAAUGUAUUUGUCUUAGUCUACAAACAUAUAUAAUACAUAAUACAGUAUACAUUUUUUUGCAGAGAUGCCAGUUUGAAAGGAGCAUGUCGUUUCCUAGAUGAGCAAUAAUACAACGUUGGUAUUAAAGUGUAGAAACAAUUGGUAACAUGAAUAAAACCUGUGGCUUCAAA